Molecule: messenger RNA, 384 nt
Organism: Striga asiatica
Lineage: Eukaryota; Viridiplantae; Streptophyta; Magnoliopsida; Lamiales; Orobanchaceae
Source: the annotation of a GenBank genome assembly
AUGAGUCGUCACGGGAGUGAAUCACAACCGCAACAGGACAAGAAUCUCAGGGUGACAAAUAUAUCAGAACAUGUGGGAGAAUCUCCUCCACCCACAAGAGAUCAGCAACUACUUUUAGCCCUUGUACCAAGUCCAUCUUACCUUCCAAUCAUUACUCAAUCUGAAACCAAUGAGAUGGAUACAGGUGAAGACUCAAGUCAGCUGCAGGAUAACAAGAUUGAAACUUUCAUGGUUGAAUCUCAGAAAAGGAAAGGAUGGAAAAGGAAGAGUAAGGAGAUUAAUGGGGAAUCUUCCACACCUACUCUGCCUAUUUCAAAUCCUGAUGAUAUCAUUACCAGAGGAAGGAAAAGAAAUGCAGCAACUAUCCAAUUUAUUAACUCCUAA